AUGUCACUUGAUCAGCUGCAGAAUCUUCAGUUUCAACUGAAGUUCGUCGCGAAGCAGUUCGCAAAGAAUUCCACGCGAUGUGAAAAGGAGGAGAAACAAGAGAUGCUCAAGUGUAAGCAAGCGAUGGAGAAGGGCAAUAUGGACGGUGCCCGUAUUUUUGCACAGAAUAGCAUCCGAAAAAAGAAUGAGUCGCUCAAUCACCUGCGCCUCGCCGCUCGCAUGGACGCAGUCGUCUCGCGGCUUGACACCGCCGUAAAAAUGAAGAUGGUGACAAAGGGAAUGGGUCAGAUGGUAAAGGGAAUGGACAAAGUGCUGCAUUCAAUGAACCCGGAGAUGAUCUCAAAGCUCAUGGACAAGUUUGAAAAGCAGUUCGAAACGAUGGAUGUCACUUCCGAAUACAUGGAGAACGCGAUUGGCCAGACAACAGCCACAAGUAUGCCAGAAGAUGACGUGAACACGCUGAUGGCGCAGGUGGCAGACGAGCACGGCUUGGAUAUUAAGGAGCACCUUGAUGAUAAACUGCGCAUAAACAAGACAAAUCCAAUGGCGGUUCACACAGAGCAGACAGUGGAUACGGAGCGGGAUGAACUGGAAGAACAGUUUGCGCGACUCCGAGGAAAGUAG
Trypanosoma grayi is the source of this 624-nucleotide messenger RNA. Its product is annotated as charged multivesicular body protein 1. The transcript has a single exon. Gene Ontology annotation, cellular component: multivesicular body; ESCRT III complex. Gene Ontology annotation, biological process: protein transport; endosome transport via multivesicular body sorting pathway; late endosome to vacuole transport. Lineage: Eukaryota; Euglenozoa; Kinetoplastea; Trypanosomatida; Trypanosomatidae. Bases 1 to 624 code for a protein of 207 amino acids. The record is from RefSeq and is a predicted model, not a curated record.